Messenger RNA from Puccinia triticina, 2571 nucleotides. RefSeq lists its product as uncharacterized. NCBI's taxonomy places the organism in Eukaryota, Fungi, Basidiomycota, Pucciniomycetes, Pucciniales, Pucciniaceae. Gene Ontology annotation, molecular function: phosphoprotein phosphatase activity. Bases 1 to 2571 code for a protein of 856 amino acids. The transcript is spliced from 5 exons. The record is from RefSeq and is a predicted model, not a curated record. Gene Ontology annotation, cellular component: cytoplasm.
AUGAGAGCUGAGGAGCAGAUGGCAUUAUUCUUCCCUUUUCUGUGUACCCCGAUCAAACAAGCCUACGGAUGUAUCCGAAUGGUUGAUGCUGAAGCGGAGCAUGCCAUCGGUAGUUUGAUUAUUUCCAGUUGCGGAGUUUUCCCGAGGAUGGCUGGUUGUGGUGGUCCGGCCGUGAGCGUGUGGCUGGCAACGGUCGCCGACGCCCCACAGUCCCAGCGAAGACGCCAACCCCAUACCCCAUACCCCAUACCCCGCCAGCAGCGACCAGGGCACAUAAAACCACGACCACCCACCCCACCCCACCCCAGGACAAUACCCCCCCACCAACCAGCACCAUCAUCCACAGACACCAUGGCCUGGCCACACAACCAAAAAGCGAGCGCAACAGCCAGCGGGCGAGCCCAGAAGAGAACCCACCUGGAAGACGACGAGGACGAAGACGAUGCCCAGCUGCUCCUGCCAACGAGCAACGGACUCACCCACAAACGCAUCCAGCGGGUCAAACACUCCCUCUCCUACAUCCUCAUCUCCGGCGCAGCCUCAUUCGUACUCGUCAUCAUGGUCUGGCUCGGACCAGGACUGGUGAGCCACGACCCCAAGGGAAUCGCCACCCAGUCCAACGCACACGUCGGCUACAGCGAAGACACCAGCUCGACCGGCAAGCCCAUCAUCCCGGUCUCGGCUAACUCGAGCUCGAGGCCGAAGCUGUCCGUCAGCAAACUGCCUGUCGAGCGCAAGCCGAUCCCCCACCACUCCUGGAACCCGCUCAUCUACGACCCGGCGCCCAUCACCCAUGUCUACGUAAAGCCGUGCAUGUUCCCCCCAUGGGCAUUCAAGUCCUUCUGUACCCCUCACCAGACCGCCAGAGAGAUCGCCCUCUACGGGAGAUGGGUCCGCGUCCCGCGGGACUUGAGCAAGGGCGUCGGCCACUACUACACGGAGAUCUACUACCGUCGCGCCCAAACUCUGGACGUAUCAUCGCUCGACCCCAAGCCGAUCACCGGACUGCAGAUAGUCGAUGAGGAUGAAGAAAGCGACCCGGUGAUCAAGGCGAAACUUGCAAAAGAGGGCUGGGAGGUGGCCGGCGAGAGCCUCCGGACGGGCAUCUGGCCCACCAGGGUCACCGAUGCCAAGCUAUACUUCACCCGCUCCACAUCCUUCAUGAACCCCACCGACCAGGCCGCCGUCCAGCCGAUCAACGAGAUCAGCGUCCUCUGGAGCCACAAGGCCGACCUCACUAAGCCCUGGUGGGGCUUCGAGAGACUGAAUAAACCCGUCUUCGACGGCGAUAACCUCAUCGACCAUAUCCAGUGUGACAUCUCCGUCCGUCGUCAGAUCAUCGAACCCCCUCCUCCUCCAGCCCUCACUUUCCAGAAAGACGGCAAGUUCAAAAUCAUGCAGAUCUCUGACUUGCACUUCAGUGCGUCGGGUGGGACGUGUCAAUCGGCGAGUGAAUUGGAGAACUGUGCGAAGGAUGGAGCGGAUGGGACGACGAAGAAAUGGCUGACGAAGGCGAUUGGAGAAGCCCGGCCGGACCUGAUAGUGCUAGGGGGAGACCAACUUUUAGGACGAGACAAGACGUUUGACACGAUCUCGACUUUGACGAAGAUCGGGCACUUCUUUGCGGACCAAAAGGUGCCCUGGACGGUGGUGUUCGGCAACCACGAUGUCGACCGCUCGCUGGCUAUCGAGGAGCAGAUGUAUCUCAUGAAACAGAUGCCCUUCUUCCUCGGCAAAGCUGGCCCAGGCGUCCCCGGCUUCGAUGAUGAAGGCCAUCCCCAAGUCGACCAGCUCUCGGAUAUGGGCGUCGGUAAUUACGUCCUCAGAGUUAAUGCCAGUCUGGCCGAUCCGACCCAGCUUCUGAGUCUCUACUUCCUCGAUUCUCACGAUUAUCCACGGAAGACGUUUUCGCAUUUGUGGGAUAUAGCGAUGGGAGGAAGCAGCAAGUUCGACUGGCUGAAGAAGUCGCAGAUCGAGUGGUACAAGCGGCAGUCGGAAGCCCAACCGCGGGUCUUACAGCCGUACGAGGCCAGUGCAGGGUACCGAGCGCGGGCGGCGGCGGCGGAGAAUGCAGGGAAGAAGAGUAAGCCUGUCGGGCUCAUGUUCUUCCACAUCCCCCUUCCGGAGGCAUACGCCAAGGCCGACCUCAACCCCAAGUCUAAGGCCGAACUCGUGUUCGGUAACCAGAGAGAAAGUCCCCUCAACGCGGAAGACGGAGACCACUUCUUCGAGAAGGCUAUCCGCGCUACGCCCAUCUCUGACUCGCAUUCAAACGCAACGACCUUCGAGCCCGAGAUCAAAGUGAUCGCCAACGGCCAUGCCCACGCCACGGACACAUGUCGCCAGCACCAGGGAGUCUACCACUGCUUCUCGGGCCUGGCAUCCUACAGCGGAACCUUGGACGCCAAAGCCGCCCGCGGAUGGGAGCGCAGGGUGCGCGUGUUCGAGGUGGAGAGGUUCGGCGGCAAGGUGGCGACCUAUCUCUUGAAACAUGCGCUCGAUUCGCCCGGCCAUCCUGUCGUCAGACUCGGCUCCCACGUCCUGUUCGACUCGGAGUCCACAUCUUCUUGA